AUGUAUGAUCUAGAUAUUCCCACGCCACCCGACCGGCCAGCCACUGCAAGUCUUUUUGCAUUAAAAUUUUCGAAGGAACUGGAAGACUUGAGAAAGAUUUUCGGCCCGCUGAAUACGAAUCAGCUCGAGGAAAAGGACAUUACGAAGGUCCUCAGGAUAGGGAACAGCCUUCAAUUUCUACAGAUAGAUCUGUUCCCGCCAGCGGGGCUUCACGAUCUGGUAUACCUGAUUGUAGGGAAGUUACCAAAGUUGCGGAGAGCGACCGAGAUAGACUGUGGAGUGCUUGCCGCGCUCUGUCUCGCAGGCAGGGUGUCGCAGUGGUUGACGACCAUACGACGCUUUUCCCACGUUACCUUCGGCAUUCUGUGUGAGUUUGCGGCUCAAUUUUGGGAUUACAGUAAGAUGUCGAAUUGGACAGCCGCCAUUUAUGAGGCGGAAGUCAACGAGUUCCUAAGAACUCGACUGCAAGCGGCUGAAGCUGAGCUGAACACUUUGCAAUCUGCCGUAGAGUAUUUGCGAGCGACUGACCAGCUUCUAAACCCCGCCACUGGCCCCGAAGUUGCUGACGGCCAAAACCUUCCAGCGACCGCCGUUGACUUGAGAAGGUGA
Molecule: messenger RNA, 609 nt
Organism: Cladophialophora immunda
Lineage: Eukaryota; Fungi; Ascomycota; Eurotiomycetes; Chaetothyriales; Herpotrichiellaceae
Exons: 1
Coding region: 1-609 (202 amino acids)
Source: RefSeq, a predicted model, not a curated record